This is a messenger RNA of Stereum hirsutum FP-91666 SS1, 1575 nucleotides long. RefSeq names its product HET-E. Gene Ontology annotation, molecular function: dynein complex binding; microtubule plus-end binding. The transcript is spliced from 2 exons. The coding region runs from base 1 to 1575 and encodes 524 amino acids. NCBI's taxonomy places the organism in Eukaryota, Fungi, Basidiomycota, Agaricomycetes, Russulales, Stereaceae. Gene Ontology annotation, biological process: establishment of mitotic spindle orientation; nuclear migration; vesicle transport along microtubule. The record is from RefSeq and is a predicted model, not a curated record. Gene Ontology annotation, cellular component: microtubule associated complex; nuclear envelope; cytoplasmic microtubule.
AUGCCCGCCAAAUUGACGAAAACACUCAACGGACACAAGUCUGCGGUACUUUCUCUUUCCUUCUCCUUCGAUGGAGCUUUUCUGGCGUCUGGUGGUCUUGACCACUACACUCGAGUAUGGAGUAUUGGAACCUCUGAGAGCUUGCGUGUCAUAGAGCAUAGCGACGUUGUUGGAUCCGUUGUACUGUCCGCAGAUGGCACGCUCGUGGCCUCCGGAUGUACGGACGGCAAGAUUGUCAUCUCGAAUGUAGCCUCGGCCGCACCUGUCGUGGCCACACCCUUGGAUCACGCGAGCACCAUCACGUCCCUGGUGUUUUCAUCCAACAACUCACUCCUUGCUUCUGGAUCGUCCGACGGGACAAUCCACAUCUGUUCCCUAUCCGGAGACGACACUCCAGAUCCUGCUAUAGCACCGUUGAAGGGCCACACUGCAGGCAUCAUCUCCCUCGCCUUUUCCCCGAAUGGCCAUCAACUCGUUUCCGGAUUUUACGACUGCACGGUACGCGUCUGGGACCUGCAAAGUAGCGAUACCCACGUUCGAGUCCUGUAUGGCCACACAGGCUGGAUCACAUCACUUGCUUUCUCCCCGGACGGAGGGCGCAUCGUAUCUGCGUCGACUGAUUCGACCUGUCGUUUGUGGGAAUCUCAAACAGGUCGGAUAAAUCACAAGUGCCUCUACGGACACACCUCUGGCGUCAACUCCGUUGCAUUCUCUCCUGAUAGCAAACACCUCGUAUCAUGCUCGGACGAUGGCACGAUCCGCGUCUGGGACGUACAAACCGGGACAGAAUCUCUUCGCCCACUCGAAGGCCAUACAGUCUCCGUUAUGUCCGCUCAAUUCUCUCCGGGGGGUUCCCUCAUUGCCUCCGGUUCGUACGACGGAACGGUUCGAAUUUGGGAUGCGGUGACCGGGAAGCAGAAAGGCGAACCCCUGCGAGGCCAUACCAGCGUGGUCAGAUCUGUCGGAUUCUCGCCGGAUGGGAAACACCUCGUUUUAGGUUCUCGCGAUCGCACUGUCCGUGUAUGGAACGUCGAAACGAGGUCCGAGGCUCUCGAGCCACUCGUAGGGCAUACAGAUUUGGUUUGGUCCGUGCAGUAUUCGCCAGAUGGGCGAUAUAUCGUCUCUGGCUCCUCUGAUGGGACAGUACGUCUUUGGGAUGCAAACACGGGGAAGGCAGUAGGGGAGCCAUUCCGUGGUCAUAACCGUACUGUCACUUCUGUCGCAUUCUCACCCGAUGGCACACGCAUCGUCUCCGGCUCCUUGGACAGCACCAUCCGCAUCUGGGAUACAAAGACGGGGGAGGCGGUGAGAGAGCCCUUGCGAGGUCACACCAACUUUGUCUUGUCAGUCGCAUACUCUCCGGAUGGGAAGCGGAUCGUUUCUGGCUCUGUGGAUAAGACAGUCCGUGUCUGGGAUGCGGAGACGGGGAGCGAGGUUUUGGAGCCUCUGAGAGGCCAUACCGACGCUGUGUUGUCUGUCGCAUGGUCGUCCGAUGGAAAGCUCAUCGCAUCGGCUUCGGAAGACAAGACGAUUCGGCUUUGGGACGCGAAUACGGGAGAGUCGAUCAAGUUUUAG